Messenger RNA from Nymphaea colorata (pocket water lily), 4313 nucleotides. RefSeq names its product pleiotropic drug resistance protein 3-like. NCBI's taxonomy places the organism in Eukaryota, Viridiplantae, Streptophyta, Magnoliopsida, Nymphaeales, Nymphaeaceae. Bases 6 to 4313 code for a protein of 1435 amino acids. Gene Ontology annotation, molecular function: ATP hydrolysis activity; ABC-type transporter activity; ATP binding. The record is from RefSeq and is a predicted model, not a curated record. Gene Ontology annotation, cellular component: membrane. The transcript is spliced from 24 exons.
UCAGCAUGGCCCAAUUGGUUACGGCAGAUGACAUCGAGUCUCUGCGGAUCGAACUGGCAGAGAUCGGCCGGAGUUUGCGUUCAUCAAUUAGAGGCCAUGGAAGCAGUGGUAGCUUCCGGAGCGCAUCAAAUGUAAAUUCAGCAAGAACAGAUGAGGAAGAUGAAGAACUGUAUUGGGCAGCGAUCGAGAGGUUGCCUACUUUCGAUCGGUUGCGGACCUCCGUGUUCGACGCCGGCAACGGGAAUGAUGGAGAAGCUCAACAGAAGAGAUUGGUGGACGUCACAGAGCUGGGAGCAAUGGAAAGGCACUUGUUUAUAGAGAAGCUCAUCAAGGAUAUAGCGGAAGAUAACAAGAAACUGCUAUGGAAGCUGAGAGAAAGAUUAGACAGAGUCGGUGUGAAGCUGCCAACAGUAGAAGUAAGGUACAAGAACCUUUCCGUGAGUGCCAAGUGUGAAGUGGUGGAUGGGAAGCCCCUACCAACGUUAUGGAAUACAGCCAAAAGCAUCGUUUCUGGUUUCUGUAGACUGCCAGGUUUGAAGCACACAGACGCAAAGAUUAACAUCAUCAAUGAUGUCAGCGGCAUCAUCAGACCCUCCAGGCUCACCCUUCUGCUCGGCCCACCUGGUUGCGGAAAGACCACCUUAUUAUUGGCACUUGCAGGAAAACUAGAUCAAUCUUUGAAGCUGACUGGCGACAUUUCCUACAACGGGUAUGGCUUAAGUGAAUUUGUUCCCCAGAAGACAUCAGCCUAUAUAAGCCAAUAUGAUCUACAUAUGCCAGAGAUGACUGUCAGAGAAACUCUUGAUUUCUCAGCAAGAUGCCAGGGACUUGGAAGCAAACCUCAGAUGGUGAUGGAACUUAGUGAAAAAGAGAAGAGAGCUGGGAUAGUACCUGAUCAUGAUAUAGACAUGUAUAUGAAGGCAACUUCAAUUGAGGGGUUGAAGAGAAGUCUGCAGACAGAUUACAUCUUAAAGAUACUUGGACUAGACAUAUGUUCUGACACUUUAGUGGGUGAUGCCAUGAGGAGAGGCAUUUCAGGUGGACAAAAGAAAAGGUUAACUACAGGAGAGAUGAUUGUUGGUCCCACAAAGACCCUAUUCAUGGAUGAAAUAUCAACCGGUCUAGACAGCUCCACAACCUUUCAAAUAGUUACAUACCUUCAACAAUUUGUACACAUCACAGAUGCCACAGUAUUGACCUCGCUGCUUCAACCAGCACCAGAGACAUUCGACCUCUUUGAUGAUAUCAUACUGAUGGCAGAAGGCAAGAUUGUUUAUCAUGGCCCUCGGACUCUGGCUGUUCAAUUCUUUGAGGGCUGUGGCUUUAAGUGCCCCGAAAGGAAGGGCACCGCUGAUUUCCUCCAGGAGGUCAUUUCCAGGAAGGAUCAAGCACAAUAUUGGUGCAGGUCAGAUCCUUAUAGUUACAUAACAGUGGAUGAAUUUGAAGAGAAAUUCAAGGCUUCUGAUCAUGGGAAAAGCUUGUUAGAGGAGCUUAUAAAUCCAUCUGACCGUACACAAAAAGAUGCAGUAACCUUUAGCAUCUACUCUCUAAGCAAAUGGGAGAUGCUGAAGACGUGCAUGGCCAGGGAAUUGCUGUUGAUGAAGAGGAAUUCAUUUGUUUAUGUCUUCAAAUCAGUUCAGCUUGUCAUCAUAGCAUUCAUCACCAUGACCAUGUUUUUGCGUACAAGGAUGAAUGCCGACUUGGCUGGUGCGAAUUACUUUAUGGGUUCCAUGUUUUAUGCGAUGGUAAUCCUUAUGGUCAAUGGUUUCCCAGAGUUGUCAAUGAUAGUUUCCAGGCUGCCGGUAUUCUACAAGCACAGAGAUUUUUACUUCUAUCCUGCUUGGGCGUACACACUGCCUUCUGCCAUACUGAAAAUUCCUCACUCAUUUGUUGAAUCCCUAGUUUGGACGGGACUCACGUAUUACACCAUUGGAUAUAGUCCAGAAGCAGGAAGGUUUUUCUCCCAGUUCCUUCUCCUCUUUGCUGUGCAUCAAAUGGCUGCUUCCCUGUUCCGCUUCAUUGCCUCCAUCACUAAAACACAUGUAGCUUCAGCCAUGGCUGGCAGUUGCUUUAUGCUAGCAGCUCUCGUGUUUGGAGGCUUUGUGAUCCCAAGGUCUUCCAUGCCGGCUUGGUUGAAGUGGGGAUUUUGGGUAUCUCCAUUGGCAUAUGCUGAAAUAGGAAUUUCUGUAAAUGAAUUCCUUGCUCCAAGGUGGAGAAAGAUUUCUUUUGGAAAUACAACAAUUGGACAACAAAUUUUACUAAGCAGAGGACUUCAUUUUCCGGGUUAUUUCUAUUGGAUAUCACUGGCCGCCCUAUUUGGUUUCACUAUACUACUCAAUCUUGGCUUCACCAUGGCCUUGACAUUUUUGAAACCUCCUGGCAUUUCUCGGGCAAUUAUCUCCAGAGAAAGGCUUACACAACUCCAAGGGAAGGAAGAGAAUGUUCACCAUCACAUUCAGGAAGACAAAAGGAGAGACAAAAUGGCAUUACCAUUCAAACCACUGGCAAUAGCAUUUCAAGAUAUACAGUAUUUUGUCGAUACUCCUCAGGAAAUGAGAGAUCAAGGAAUGACGGAGAAGAAACUUCAGCUACUUAGAGACAUUACUGGCUCAUUCAGGCCUGGCAUUCUUACAGCCUUAAUGGGCGUCAGUGGAGCAGGAAAGACAACUCUCAUGGAUGUCCUCUGUGGAAGGAAGAAUGAGGGAGUUAUUGAGGGGGACAUAUGGAUAGGCGGGUAUCCUAAGGUUCAGGAGACAUUUGCUAGGAUAUCUGGUUACUGUGAACAAUCUGACAUUCAUUCCCCACAGAUUACCGUUGAAGAGUCUGUUAUCUUUUCAGCAUGGUUGAGAUUAGGUUCUGAAAUUGAUCAAGACACUAAAAAGGCAUUCAUAAGUGAAGUAUUAGAAACCAUUGAACUUGACGGAAUCAAAGAUGCACUGGUCGGCAUACCAGGUGUCAGUGGUCUCUCAACAGAGCAACGCAAGCGCUUAACAAUUGCAGUUGAGCUUGUUGCAAAUCCAUCAAUAAUUUUCUUGGAUGAGCCCACGUCUGGUCUGGAUGCCAGGGCAGCAGCAAUUGUCAUGCGUGCAGUGAAAAAUGUGGUUCGCACUGGAAGAACAGUCAUCUGCACAAUUCAUCAACCAAGUAUUGAUAUAUUUGAAUCCUUUGACGAGUUGAUGCUGAUGAAAAGAGGUGGGAAGAUUAUUUAUUCUGGACCAUUGGGAAGUCAUUCAAGCAGUGUUAUUGAAUAUUUUGAGAGUAUUUCCGGCAUUCCAAAGAUCAAAAAUAACUACAAUCCAGCAACAUGGAUGCUGGAAGUUACUUCUACUUCUAUGGAAAGACAGUUAAAUGUAGACUUCGCUCAGCUUUACAAGGAAUCGUCUCUCUUUCAGAACAACAAAGAGCUACUCAAACAAUUAAGCACACCAGCCCCUGGUUCAAAUGACUUGAACUUUCAGACCACGUUUUCACAGAAUUGGUGGGGGCAAUUUUCAGCAUGCCUGUGGAAGCAAUACCUGUCAUAUUGGCGAAGUCCUUCAUAUAAUUUGGUCCGUUUGACAUAUAUAACCAUCACCUCUGUGAUUCUUGGUGUCCUCUUCUGGCAACAAGGACAGAAAAUAGACACUCAACAGAGUUUAUUCACCAUACUGGGAGCAAUGUUUGUUGGAACUCUUAUGACCGGAAUCAAUAACUGCUCAACAGUUCUUCCCUUUGUAGCAACUGAGCGCAUUGUCUUAUACCGAGAAAAAUUUGCAGGGAUGUAUUCUUCCCUUGCUUAUGCAGUUGCACAGGUUGCAAUUGAAAUCCCAUAUGUACUCCUCCAAGCAAUCAUCUUUGGAACUAUUACAUAUGCUGCAAUAGGUUACCAACGUUCAGCUUAUAAGAUCUUUUGGUAUUUUUUUGUCAAGUUUAUUACGCUCCUAUACUACACUUACCUUGGGAUGCUUAUGGUCUCACUAACUCCAAAUAUUCAAGUUGCUGCAAUUCUCUCAUCUGUUUUCUACACAAUGCUGAGUCUCUUUUCUGGCUUCCUAAUCCCAGGACCGCAAAUACCAAAAUGGUGGAUUUGGUUAUACUGGGCCACCCCUACAAACUGGACUCUUCGUGGACUCUUUACUUCACAGUAUGGGGACAUACAAAAACAGGUAGCGGUAUUUGGGAAGUGGCAAUCCAUCAGUUCCUUCCUUAAAGAUUAUUUUGGCUUUCAACAGGAUCAAUUGGGAGCAGUCGCUGCUGUUCUUCUUGCUUACCCUGUUGUCUUUGCCGUUUUAUUUACUUAUUUUAUGUCAAAACUGAAUUUCCAGAGGAGAUAA